This is a messenger RNA of Lachancea mirantina, 726 nucleotides long. The record is from the annotation of a GenBank genome assembly. Lineage: Eukaryota; Fungi; Ascomycota; Saccharomycetes; Saccharomycetales; Saccharomycetaceae.
AUGGCGGAUAUGAUAAUUUCAUUAGCGCAUUUUUGCGACAAACAUGGCCCCAGGGUUUUAUUGGUUACUCAGAGUACCAAGGACAGUCAAGAUUUGCUACUUCCCGAUUACCCAACUGACUCCUAUUGUGAAUCGUGUUUAGCACAUUUCCCAUCGGGAUAUGGGUCUAGUCGAUCAAUGAGGACUGUUGUCAGAAACAGGAGCUACGUUUCAACUAAUUAUUCUGCGAUAAGUUACCAACUUGUCACAUCAAUUAUAAGGCACAUAUUCUCAGAAGAAACUAUGAGUUAUGAUGGACGACCACUUACCUUUUAUGAUCAAACGAGGGGAUUUAACGUUGUGGUUGGAUUUAAACUCUGGGAUGGGAACGCUAGAGGCAGUGAGAGACGUUACGGUUUUGUUUUCACAAUUAAUUCACGAGACUAUGCGGCUUCGAUGACGCUUCUUGCUCGACAUUGGCAUUUCCUGAUUCACGGGCUGGAACGAAUGGUGUCUUUCAUCAAGAAAAAGCGUGAAAUGGAGAUUAUACGCGAGGAAGCGGGUGACAGCUAUAGUGGGUUUGCUUCAAGUGUUGGAAAUUAUUUGCGAGGUAGUACUUUGAAGUCGCCUAAAAACUUGGCCCUUUUAACCAACGAUGAUUUGAUUUUUGUUCGAAUGCAUAAGUGGAACAUAUUUUUGCUUGAUCUUCUUUAUUCAGAUACGGCGGAUCAGCCCGAGAAGGGCUAG